Messenger RNA from Varanus komodoensis (Komodo dragon), 2989 nucleotides. It is a transcript of the gene CAVIN1, whose product is annotated as caveolae associated protein 1. Gene Ontology annotation, biological process: termination of RNA polymerase I transcription; transcription initiation at RNA polymerase I promoter. The coding region runs from base 188 to 1291 and encodes 367 amino acids. Lineage: Eukaryota; Metazoa; Chordata; Lepidosauria; Squamata; Varanidae. The record is from RefSeq and is a predicted model, not a curated record. The transcript has 2 exons. Gene Ontology annotation, molecular function: rRNA primary transcript binding. Gene Ontology annotation, cellular component: caveola; cytoplasm.
CCGGACAGCUUUGCAAGGGUUGUGCCAUUUCAUUUGAAGCACACAUCCACACGCUGUGCUCCUGGCUUCUGGCUAGCCUCCCAGAUCUGAGAGAUCUCAGAUUCUGUCUCCUCUUCUCUCACUCGCUCUCUUGUCCCUGCAGUGUCAGGCUUCUCUGGACUCUGCUAGUCAAGACUCCAGAGCAAUUAUGGCAGACACCAGCCUUCAGAUCAUCGAGCAGCCAACAGCCUCUGAGGCCUCAGAGGAACCAGCUGGUGAGGAACCCAUCAAAUCAGAUCAGAUCAAUGGUGUGAUGGUGCUCACCCUUCUGGACAAGAUCAUAGGGGCUGUGGAUCAGAUUCAACUGACCCAGAGUCAGUUGGAGGAGAGGCAGCAAGAGAUGGAUGGUGUGGUGGCCAGCAUCCAAGGGGAGCUGGCCAAGCUCACCAAGGCCCACACCACCACCAGCAAUACAGUCAACAAGAUGCUGGAGAAGGUCCGCAAGGUUAGCGUCAAUGUGAAAACUGUCCGGCAGAACUUGGAAAAGCAAGGUGGGCAAAUCAAGAAGCUGGAAUCCAAUGAGGCAGAGCUGCUGAAGCGUAGGAACUUCAAAGUGAUGAUCUACCAGGAUGAAGUGAAGCUGCCGACCAAGCUGAGCAUUAGUAAGUCUGUGAAAGAGAUGGAGAAAGAAGGGGAGGAGGUUCCAGCAAAUGAGGAGCACCCUGAUGAGGGACAUAUCGAGCUUUCCUCAGAUGAAGAGGUGGAGGUAGAGGAGAUAAUUGAGGAGUCACGGGCAGAGCGCAUCAAGAGAAGUGGCAUGCGGAGGGUGGAUGACUUCAAGAAGGCCUUCUCCAAAGAGAAGAUGGAGAAGACAAGGUUGAAGACAAGAGAAAACCUGGAGAAGACCAAAGUGAAGACCAAAGAGAACCUGGAGAAGACCAAGCAGAAUCUGGAGAAGACCCGACACAAUCUAGAGAAAAGGAUGAACAAGUUAGGCACCAAGAUUGUCACCACUGAACGUAGAGAGAAGAUGAAGACAUCCCGGGAUAAACUGAAGAAGUCUUUCACCCCUGACCACGUGGUCUAUGCACGCUCCAAGACCGCUGUCUAUAAAGUGCCACCUUUUACUUUUCAUGUCAAGAAGAUACGGGAGGGGGAGGUGGAAGUGAAGGCCACCGAGAUGGUGGAAGUCGGUGGAGAUGAGACAGAGAACGCAGAUCUAUUGAGAGGCGAGAGCCCUGAGAUGAGCACAUUGCUGCAGAUCACAGAAGAGUCAGACACAGUGCUGGCAGACAAGAGCGACAGUGAGUGAGCCAGGCAGCGGUGGAACAGCAGCAAGAGCCACACAUGGGACCUUUCACGUUUCCUCUUUUGGGCCUCACGUGGGCACGCAUGCGCGCACACACACAUAUGCACGAUAUAUAGUCCCCCUUCCCAAAAAGUAGCACCAAGGUGCAUUUUUGUAUAUUUCUGUUUCAGCAUAUAGAACACAGGACUACAUAGUAAUCCAUCCAACACCAUUCCUGCUACUGAAAGCUAGCUUGCUUUUUCAGCCUGCUGUGGCAAUGCCUUACCGCUAUCCAAAAGGUGCUAUCAACAGAAUCAUCCAUUUGUACGCCCAAGAAACAUGCUGCCGCUCAGCAGUUCUCCUUGGUGUCAGGAAUGCAUCCUGGGGACCAGAAAGCAGAUUGGACAGACAGAAGGAAGAGCAAAGGCACAGAACCAAAGAAGGAAGGGUUGGCUCAGUACAUCAAUGACCUGGGUGUUGGGAGAGAGUUGCAAUUGGCUGGGAGGGUCUGGGAAAAGAUUGGGUAAGACGAGGAUGUGAUGUCAUGUGAUGGUGCAGUGGGGGACUGUGCAGCCCCUAAACAAAUGUCCAAAUGGUUGUGUAGGUGCAGUUACAUUCAGUGGGCCUGUACACAUGAAAGAGCAGCAGGUUCCACGGGAAACAGGAGGGGAGACCUCUAGGUAGGAUGCCCUAAAAGCCACCCCAUGCACAUGGCUCCUGUGGGCAGCACUAACAUCCUAGAAAUGGGGAGUGAUGGGAAGCAAGUUAAGCUGAGAAAGGGGAAGAGGAGGCAGGGAGCAGGGUUAGACACUUUUGAUCCCUAUCCCUGGGCCAGAUCCUGAAGACUGGAGUGUUGUGUUUAGUAGUGCCCAGGCUCCAGGGUAGUCUGUGUGUCCUUGCUUUCCUGUUUGGUUGGCUUGCAAUAACCGAGUUUUAGUUGAGGCACCAAGAACUGGCUACUCCCCUCUUCGCUUGGGUACUCUGCACUUCGGUUCUUGUAGCUAGGUUGGCUGAAUUGGCUACUUGCGGAGAGAAUGGCUGAAUGGAGAGCAUUCAUUGACACAAAACAGCUUUGUUGUGGGAAAGGGCCUUCUCAGCAGCCCCCUUGUCCCCCCACGCUAUACACACAUCCUUCCUUAUAGCUACCUCUGGCUUUUUCUCUUUUUUUAGUUUGUGGGUGAGCCCAAAACCUCAUUUUUCCCUCCAAGCACAACCAAGCACUGCUCUUUCCCAUGUGUUUGAUGCCUGCAGCUGUCCUUUCCACAGGAGAGCAUCUCUCCCAUCUCCUGCUGGGGUCUUCCCAGGUUCCCCAUAGGCUCAAGCCCCACAGUGAAUUUUGCCCUAUUGUCCCAGCCAUUCCUUGCCCACAGCCUGUACCAAAGCUUGGUGCCCAAGCAGUCUGGUAAACAGCACAACAGAUUUGCCCUCACCACAGCAGGGAAAUAGGCUUAGGUCUGCACAUGUAUGUGCAGGGGUGUCCUUACUUGACCCUGGAAGGUGUAAGUAAGUGGGUGUGGGUUGUUGCCACCAUGGAUUUUGUGUCAAAGAGGGAGCCCAGGAUACCAAAAAUGCGAGGUCUUUAGAGCCAUCAACACAAAGCAAAGACAGUGCCCCACUCUGGGGGAAUGGGAGAAUGUGCCGCCAAGCAGCUUCAUUGAUCCUUUUCUAAGACUGCAUCCUGGUGAGCAGCGUGACUAAUAAACUUCCUUUUCUAAAAGAGCA